Messenger RNA from Patella vulgata (common limpet), 9959 nucleotides. RefSeq names its product membrane progestin receptor beta. Gene Ontology annotation, molecular function: nuclear steroid receptor activity; steroid binding. Gene Ontology annotation, biological process: response to steroid hormone. Gene Ontology annotation, cellular component: plasma membrane. The record is from RefSeq and is a predicted model, not a curated record. The coding region runs from base 201 to 1211 and encodes 336 amino acids. NCBI's taxonomy places the organism in Eukaryota, Metazoa, Mollusca, Gastropoda, Patellidae. The transcript has 3 exons.
AGCAAUCUAGUCCACGAGGCAAGAUGUUGUAGCAGUUUGUUUGAUUUCACCUUUAAAUUAAAUGUAGCAAACGUGACAGAAUAAAGAUUGGUUGUUACCAUCUAUGUGGUAAAUGGUAAAGCCGUGAAAGUUGUUAAGAUUGUCUUAGUUUGAAUACACAGAGAUCAGUGCAUGUAAAGAUUGUUAAUUAAAGCAUCAGAAUGUCUUUUAUUGGUUCCACUAUUGGUCUAAUCAGACAUUAUCUGUGUAUUCAGAAGACAGUUUCAGCAAAGUCUUUACCAGUACAAUUCCGUGAACCAUACAUACUCACUGGUUACCGUUUACCUAAUAAAACCUGGUCAUAUUAUAUCAUCAGUUUAUUUCAAUGGCAUAAUGAAACCAUCAACGUGUGGACACAUCUUAUAGCAUGUAUCUUUGUCUUAGCAGAGUUAGCCAUGUUUGGUCUUCAAUAUGACCUGUUUGGUAACAAAGAUGGUGGAGCCUUAUUAGCAUUUGGUCUAAGUUCCAUUGUCAUGUUUUUGAUAAGUUCCAUGUCGCAUUUGCUACAUUUAAAAUCUAUUAAAGUUCAUUAUAUUUUAAGUUUAGCUGAUUAUGCUGGGAUAAGUCUGUACGGAUCUGGAGCGGGUAUAGCUACAUUUUAUUCUAGCGCCCGACCUGAAGUUUACCAAAUCAUGGCACCUUAUUACAUAAUUGGCAAUGUUUUUGUUGGUUGGCUUGUUUAUGCCACUUGCGUCAUUGCCAAACUCAAAUUUGUUGGUCCUCAUCAGUUGGAAAGAAAACUACUACAGAUAUUUUCAUUCACUAUUCAGGGUGCGUGGAUUCUUAUACCUAUACUAUCAAAUUAUUUUCAUUGUUUUAUGGAUGAGAAAUGUAGCUUUAUGGAUCUCAACCAUAUGACAAUGUCCUUCUUUCUCUGUCUUGUGGAGGCUGUGGCCUUCGCUGCCCAUAUUCCAGAGAGGUAUAGGCCGAAAAUGUUUGAUUAUGUUGGCCAUGGUCAUCAGAUAUUUCAUUUGUUGUGUAUUUAUUCUAUAAUUUAUCAGAUGAGAAGUGUUGAUCUGAAUAUUAAGCGAGGUCUGGCCAAUCAUACUCGUAUGAAUAUCAAUGAUGUACUUAUAGGAUUUAGUGUUUUAAUUCUCUCACAAAUCAUAACCACUUUCAGUAUACUUGGUCUUGUUGAUAAGAAAGUCAAAGAAAUUGCCAAGAAACACUAAUCUUUAUAUUUUCUAGGUUAAUCCCACUUUUCUUAUACAAUUACUUGGUCUGUUUUGGCAAAUUUGAUUCCUAUCAACAAAUAUUUAAAAUUGGGGAAAAAAAGUAAUUAGCAGUAUUGAAAUAUUUAUUUGAAUGUAUAGUACUAUGUAUAAUUUUUACAUCCAUAUGUAGUAUCUGAUGUCUUAAAAACCCAUGUACAACAUACACAUUUCCUGUCCGUGAUAUUUAACAGAAAAAAACUUUGGAAUUUAUUCAACAGUUCCCCGUUUUAAUAAUUUCCGAAAAGACAAUUCAAAGUAUGCACUAUAUUUAUUGAUUUCCUUCUCAUACCCCAGCUUGGUAUUGAGUAAUGUAUGUUUAAGUUAUGUGUAUUAUAUAUGGCGGUAUGUGUUAUUUAUAUAUAUAUUUGUAUGGGUCAGGCAGGGCUCUCAUUUCGUCCAUAUUUGCUAGUCAAUGACCAACUGACAUUCUGGCUGAUCAGAUGAAAUUUCAUGUAACUGAAAAAUCUGACAGUCAGUUUGUAUGUCAGGAUAUUUUAUAAUAUAUCACUAGAUGAAGGUUAGACAUUAAAUAAUAAAAUCAAAUUGUUAGUGCACAAAAUAAAUAUCCUGUGUAAAACAUUGAAACCUGUUGACUGAGAGUCCUGCUGCUAUAUUUUACUGGAUAUUCAUUAGGGAUAAUUAGUGAUGGUCCGAUAUAGCUACUGUCGGUUUUACCGAUAUCAGAUAUUGACAGCGAAAUAUAUUGGCCGAUACAGGUACAAUUACCAAUAAUAGUGGAUAUAAAACUAUUACACAUUGAAAUGUCUCGAAUGUCAUCAUAAUCGAUGUAGUUACAUGUCAUUGUUAGUCAGGAAACAGCUGGUACUAUUUUACCUCAGGAAUCAAACGGGAACACACUGUUAUUUUAAGGAAAAAAUAAUUGGUUCACAAUUCCUCCGUAGACAAAAAUACACUCCAUCUAUUGUGAAUUAAAAUCAUUUAUAUUUAGUCGAGAUUAUCAUUUAUUAAAUAUUGACUAUAAUUCCCAAACUUGUUCAGCACCUGUAUUAUAUCUAUGUCAGAAUGGUUCAUGCAGUAAUGAUAUGACGUCAAAGCGAUAGCUUCCCAUUUGUCAACAGUGGCAAUCGCGCAAUAUUCUCCCGCUAUUCUAAUCACGCGUAUACCAGUACCAUGGUGAGUUUGAUAAAACGAAGGAAGAAAAUGCAGCGAAGUAGUAAGAUUUGAAACUAUUUGACAUCAGCAACAGUGAUCAAAGGAGGUCCAUUGUUUAUUUCAUAGUUUAUAAAUUUUAUUCAAAAGCCUAAAUAGGUAUUAUUGUUUGAGUUUGUGAUCUCUUAUUUCUGGUAUAUAAGCCCACUGCAUGAUGACGUACAAUAUCGGCACGCAUUGAAAUGGUAUCGAAGAGAGGCCUACGUUCUGUAAUUCUAUCUUUUUGAUAAUCAUGUAAUGGGUUUAUUCCAUAUUCCAGUCACAUGUUUUAUCAGGUGGACUGUUGUACGUUUAUGUUUGUUUGCACUUGCGCAGAAAUGGUAUUUAUAAAAAAAAAAAAAAAAAAAAAAAAGACGCUUUGAGAGAUCCGAACUCUCAAACAAUGUGUGAAUAAGGAUUAAAAAAAUAACCUAGACUGGUAAGGAUUUGCACUGUUUAUUAUUUCCUUUUACGGCCUCUAUGAGAGUCUUGUAUUGUGUCUAAUUAGCCACGUGCACAGCAACUAAAAUAAUCAUACUGAAUGUCAAGCAAAUUAAUGCUUUAAUUGUUCACAACUCGAAUGAUAUUUUAGAGUUAUUUACCGAGUCCUUUUAAACAGAUAUCGGCAACUCCAGUAUUUGCAAAAUGGCUGAGUAUCGUCCGAUACCGAUUUCUUCCGAUAGGCCACUUAUCGGCCAAUUACCGAUGUUGGAACCGAUUAUCGGACCAUCACUUAAGAUAAUUGUAUAAAGUAGAUGUAUAAUUAUAAUAAUAUCAUUGUAAAUAUUAAGUUGGUGUAAAUUUAAGACAUUUUACAGAAGACGAAACUAAGUAUUUUCCAGUAUGUCAAUAUGAAUAUGCAUGAAAGAAUUCACUAUUAUUAGUUUUAUUCUGGAUAUGUCUUGGUAUAAAGGUAGUUAUAAUACACGAUGAAACUACAAGACUAUAUAUUCAUAUUGCAUGUAAAAACUGAGAAAAAACAUUCAGUGUAGUCAUCAAUAAGAUGUCAGUUUUGCAGUGAAAUUUUUUCUAAGCAAUGGGGCACAAUUUUUUCAUUGCUUUAAUGAUCAUAUCAACUUUAGUUUUAUAGAAAAUAUCAUUGCUAUACUGUAGUAUAUAGUAUAUUCAGUAACUUUCUUAAUUCGCUGUAUUAAUUAUAUUUAAGACACUAUAUUGCCACUGGCAUCAGUUGCUUGGUAUUCUGUUUCAAUCAAACCAGUAGUAAAGCCACCUUUUGGUUCCAGAAGGGGGCAAAUAAGUAGUGAUGGGGGCAUUUUGGCUGCAUUACAUCUCACCAGUAAUUCCAGUCAGAUCAGUGAUGCUUUUCCAUUGCGUCACCGUAUAUUAUACCAACGUGAAUUAUAUCACUGGAUUGAAAGAAAAUUUCGUUUGAUAUAAUAAUCCUCAAUUUUGCGAUAUCAAAAUUUUGUUUACUUACUCUGCUGAUAUUUUCAUUCAAUUGAUGCCAGUGGGAAUCCGGGCUUUGUAUUAUUUACUAUUUCCAAUUUUAUUGUACUUGAUGUUAUAACUAUAUGAACCGUGUUUACUGUAUUUGACAGAAUUAAUACAGACUCGAAAGAGGACACAUGCCAUUGUUUUAUCACUUUAAAAAUCACCAUUUAAAACAUUUAACUGUUAACUCACCUUAUUUGUCCAUUUUACUCAACACUAUCAGUUGUAAACUAGUUUAUCAUGGCUCCAUUUUGUAAGAAACUAUGUGCUUUAAAUGAUUUUCCUGUACAGGCAAACCAUGCCACUUAUUCUAUUAAAUAAGUUGCAUAUAUUAUAUAAUUAUCUUAUUUAAUUAUUUAUAAAUGUUGUAAAGAUAUAUUUAUAUUUCAACUUUGUGAGGAUUGAAUAUUUCUAUUAUAAGAAUCUCAGUGUGUCACAUGUUUAAGCUUUCUUCCAUAAUCACUUAUUAUCAAUUUAACACAGUUUUCUAAUUACAAAAUCUCAUUUUUUAAAAAUAUUUUUUGUUUCCAUAUUACAUUAGAUUUUAGGGCAGUUUUAUCUUUGAAUUUUACCAUAAAAAUAUACAUUAUACAUUAAUAAAUGUCAUAACCUUAGACUAUCCUAAUUAUCAGAAUUCCAAGCACUGACCUACUUUGUGUAAGGCGUUUUUUUGCACCAUUGAUCUUUCAAUGCCUCAAAAACCAGUAAUAAAAUUUAGCUCUGGUAAAUUAACAGUUAACAUCUUCAUACAACCGUAAUGACUCACCAGAUUUGAGUCAAAUUUUAAAUAAACCUGAUUGGAAUAUUCAAAAUGUAAAUGUAUUUUUACCAAGAGCUGAAGAUCUCGAAAGUGCUUAACAAAUAAUUAAAGAUACAUUACGGGAGAUUAGAUAAAUAGCUGGUAGUUCACUUCUCACUAUAAUAGUUAAAAACUAGAUAAUGUAAUGGAAAUUUGCUGAAAAUUUUAGUCAAAUUGAUCCACCCUGAACCGAUUGAAUUUUGGGCCUAGCCUCGAUCAUCAUUACGAUAAAAAUACCUUAAAAAAAUAUAGUCUCGAUUAUCCAUUUUUAUACGCCCACAUUGAAAUGUGGUCGUAUAUUGUCGUGGACACUCUAGAGGCUAAAGUUAAUAUCUAAUUGACUUUAAAUUUAUACACAGUGUUUAAGGUCUUGAGACGAAGAAGCCUAUUGAUUUUCAGCGAUUUGCGAUAAUUACUGCCAGAGUUUUCAGCGAUUUGCGAUAAUUACUGCCAGAGUUAUGGCUCUUGAUCACUUUGAAAAAUCUUGUGGACGCUCUAGAGGCCAAAGUUAAUAUCCGAUUGACUUUAAAUUUAUACACAGUGUUUGAGGUCAUGAGACGAAGAAGCCUAUUGAUUUUCAGCGAUUUCCGAUAAUUACUGCCAGAGUUAUGGCCCUUGAUCACUUCAAAAAAUCUUGUGGAUGCUCUAAAGGCCAAAGUUAAUAUCCGAUUGACUUUAAAUUUAUACACAAUGUUUAAGGUCAUGAGACGAAGAAACCUAUUGAUUUUCAACGAUUUCCGAUAAUUACUGCCAGAGUUAUGGCCCUUGAUCACUUCAAAAAAUCUUGUGGAUGCUCUAGAGGCUAAAGUUAACAUCCGAUUGACAUUAAAUUUAUACACAGUGUUUAAGGUCAUAAGAUGAUGAAGCCUAUUGGGUUUCAGAGAUUUCUGAUAAUUACUGCCAGAGUUAUGGCCCUUGCUCACUUCAAAAAAUCUUGUGGAUGCUCUAGAAGCGAAAGUUAAUAUUCGAUUGACUUUAAAUUUAUACACAGUGUUUAAGGUCAUGAGACGAAGAAGCCUGUUGAUUGUCAGCGAUUUCCAAUAUUUGCUGCCAGAGUUAUGGCCCUUGAUCUUGAUCACUUUGAAAAAUCUUGUGGUUGCUCUAGAGGCCAAAGUUAAUAUCCGAUUGACUUUCAAUUUAUACACAGUGUUUAAGGUCAUGAGACGAAGAAGCCUAUUGAUUUUCAGCGAUUUCCGAUAAUUACUGCCAGAGUUAUGGCCCUUAAUCACUUCAAAGAAUCUUGUGGAUGCUCUAGAGGCUAAAGUUAAUAUCCGAUUGAGUUUAAAUUUAUACACAGUGUUUGAGGUCAUGAGACGAAGAUUCCUAUUGAUUUUCAACGAUUUCCGAUAAUUACUGCCAAAGUUAUGGCCCUUGAUCACUUUGCAAAAUCUUGUGAUGCUCUAAAGGCUAAAGUUAUAAUUCGAUUGACUUCAGAUUGAUACACAGAGUUUAAGAUCUUGAGAAGAACAAGUAUAUUGAUUUUCAAUGAAUUUUUAUGACUUAAACAGUUAAAUCCAUGAUAUUAAAAGCUUUGCAUACAAAACGUUAGCAUGGGGCAGAACUUUAUAAAAACCAAACAAAUUCUAAUAGUUUUCUGAUAAUUACUUCAUGAGUUGUUGCUCUUAAUCAGAUUUUAGUGUAUUAUAAAUGUUUCAUUACCGAAAAAAGUAAAAAUAUGCGGCAACCCUUGUUGACUGCCCGGACGAUUUAGUUGCUGUGGGCGUAUGUUUCGUUGCCUGGCAACCUAUCUUUUGAUUUAAUCGGAAGCAGCAGUCCGUGUUCUAAUCCAGCUUAUAUAUCGCAGGCUAGCAAUGCCAUCGAGCGUUGGUUAUGGUCUGGAUAAGUUAAUGUCUAAUUAAUAAUUUAGAUAACAUUUCGGGCCUAAAGAAAGACCUGCAAUUGGCAGAUUUAGCUCUUGCAUAAUGUAUGUUUAAGUACAUGUUUCAGAAUGUUGCCAUACUGUUACUUAUAUAUAUACCCACAAUGAAAGAGAAAUUUCCCAUUCAUCUUCUGCAAAUAACCAAAAUAUCUUCCAUGCUGUAUUACUUUGUGCCUUUUGUAUUGAAUAAAUUGUCUAAAUGUUAAGUUACGUAUAUGUGCUGAUGUACAUACAUUGUUAUGUUAUUUAGCUGUCCAUUUUCUUCAGAGAUACUGAUUUAUAUAAUUUCAUAUACUGGUAAAUUCUUUGUAAUUUUUAUACGCCCACAUUUUCUUUGCCCCUGUCCGUCCAGACAUCCACCUAUCCAUCCAUCCAUCCACAAUUUUUUUUUUUUUUUGUUGACACUCUAGAGGUCACAAUUGUUCUCCAAUUUUAAAAAGCAUUUGGAAUCUAGAGGUCACAAUAUUCAUCCGAUUUUGAUGAAACUUGAAAUGCAUGUUUAUAACCCAAAGAUCUUGGUUCCUUUCGAUAAUCGUGCAUAUCGGAUUGUAACUUCCUGGAUUAUGACUCCUGAUUGUACGAAAAAUAAAGUUUUUAGCUUGUGGAUCCUCUAGAGGUUACAAUAUUAAUCCCAUUUUAAAAACUGUUCCAACAUAAUGAAUGUUGAGUUAGAUAUCGAAAUGAAACUGCCCAACAAAAUUGCCACUCCUUGUGUAAAAGUAUGUAAUACAAAGGUUGUGGACCUUUUGGCUUGUUCAGUAACCAUCUCUUGCAAAAUGUGGGCGUAUCUUGUCUCGCAACCUCUGGUUGUAAUAUGGAGUCAAUUUUCUUAUUUUGGUCUUUUGAAUAGUCAUAAUAUUAUACUUGUAUAAUUUUUUUUUUAAACAUCUUAUUAAAUUAUAAGCCAUAACAUGCUAGAAUAAGGUUAAAUUAAGACCAUACAUAAUCAACAUUAUUCAAAUCAAACACUUUUAACAUAAAUUAUGGCUACUUAAAGUUUACAUUGGUUUUUGUAUUAAGCAAACAAAGAUAAUCAAAAUUGACAAAAUUUGACUAUCUUUUUUGUGGAAACCAACUUUUUUUUCUAUAAGUUUUUUUAAUACUUGGAUGUUCUUAAUUACAUAACAACAUCAUUCUUCAUACAUUAGAAUAUUUUUACCUUUAACAAUGAGAUUUAUUUAUGUUAUGAGGUUAUAUCAGGGAAAUAUAUACAUUUUAAAGCACCAAAUAUACAAAACUAGGUACUUACUAUAGUCUAUAUUAGUGUUAUAACAUUAUAAAUAAUGAUGUCUCAAUAUGAAAGGACCUUACAAUAGCCAAUAUCAGUGUUAUAAUGUUUUAAAUAGUGUCUCUGUGUAUGAGUAAAGGACUUUAUCAGUGUUAUGAAUUAUGAUGUCUGAGUGGAUGAGUAAAGGACCUUACUAUAUAACCAAUAUCAGUGUUAUAAUAUAAAUAAUGAUAUCUUGACUCUCGAGUCUUGAGUGAAUGAGUAAAGGACUUUAUUAUAGUCAAUAUCAGUGUUAUAAUAUUAUAAAUAAUGUCUGAGUGUGUAAGAGUAGGGUAAAUAUGAUAUGUUGCUAUUUUUGUUGUAGGACUACUCUCUGUAACUGCAGCUUGUGGCAGUCAUGUCUAUUGCUGACAAGAAUGCAUAUAUUUACAGGUCUUGGUAUUUGUGCACACAAAAACAUGAUUCCGGUAAAAGAAUACUGAAUAAGAAUUGGUGGCAAUAAUAAUUAUAAAAGUAAUAGUCACUAGCACUACUAGUCAUUUUGUUAAAUUAUUUAUUUCUAUAUCACUAGGUCUAUAUGUAUGCACAUCACCCACCAGAAUGUAAAUAAAUCAUAGCUUAUUGACCUUGUCUGAAAAUUUCAUCUCAAAAUAUUGAGCCAUUUGGAAGUGUGAUUGCUAAAAUGAUUAAUUUUGGUCAGUUGUUUACAAGUAAUGGCUGUUGUAAUGAAGCCCACAAAACAUGACAAGUUUAUAGAUUCGAUUAUCUAGACACUACUGCCAUUGUUAGUUGGGAAACUUGUUGCCAAUUGAAGUAAAACUGACAAAUAUUCCGAAUAAACACUUGAAUCUUUAACACAGAAUUAACCAGUUUUAUUCACUAAAAUAUAUCUGGGAUUACUCCUUUAACAUUUUAAGUAUUUUACAUUUUUGCUCAAUGCUAAUUUGUAUUAUUAAAGUAAACCUGAUAACUGCAUACAUUUCAAACUGAACCCUGUAAUUACAUGUAUUGGGUGAGGUGGUGACAUUUUAGAUAAUUUAGUUAAGUUUUGUUUAAUGUUAUUGAAUGUUGUUAUUAUAUGUUUAUUAUGAAAAGAUAAAAGUUUGUAUUAUUUACAAAGAUCUGAACAUAAAACAAAAGAAAUAAAUAGGCUUUAAUAUAUUGUUAACAUUCCAUAAACACAGGUUGAUCUUCAGUUAAUACAGAGAUUAAUCAACUUACAGUGCUGCAAUUAUGUAAGAAAUAGAAAAGAACAACUAUUAAUAGAAACAUAUAGGGGGGUAAAUUGUUAUAUUCAUAACUCUAUUUAUAUAUGUAGUCUUUAUGCUUAGUUGAAGUUUAAAGAGAUCACAAUAAUCAAUGUUAUUAUGAGGUGACAUCUACAAAAUAAUUUACAAAAAUACUAAAUAGCCUUUAGAACAGGUUAGAUACAGCCUAUUAGUUUUCUUAAUUUUUGUAAUUUAUUUCAGGGCAAUAGAAAAAUGUAGAUUUUACAAAUGUACAACACUUAUUUUUGCCAUUGUCAUUUUUAAAGGAUGGUUCCUAAAUAUUCAAUUUUUUAAACAUUUUUCUUUUUGACAUUUAAGUCAUUUGAGAGGGUAAUUAAUUUUGAAUAGUAUCAUAUUCAACAAAAAUUUAAUUGAUUACCCAAAAUUCAAGCACUGGCAUAAUAUUACAUAGUAAUAUAAUUUCAGCACAAAAUAUAGUCCUAAAAAUAAACACCAGUUUAAAUGCACAGUCCAUGCAGAAAAUAUUUUAAAUUUAUUUAUAGUUACAAUAAAUAAACAUCACUAUAAUAUUAAUAAUAUCCAGCACUAUUCUAAAAAGUGUGUACUAUUGUGGGUUCUGUUUGUGUGCGGUGCGGUCCUCCAGCACUUACUAUUUAUAUAGAAUUAUACUUACAUAAAGCUACAAGCUGUACAAAUUUAAGACUACUUUCUUAAUCAAAAAUUUAUUAGCCAUUUUCUAAAAUUAUUGUAUUAAUAAUUAUUUUGUCCUAUUCCCAAUACAGAAAGACAACAAGCAAAAUUGAUGUUAAUAAAUAAUCAUUUUUAUAUGAAUUCUAUUCGUGUUCAAUGUCUAUUUUUUAGGAUUGUCACUAGGCCUAGUCUUUGUUUAUACCUGCUUGAAAUGUUUUUUAAGAUCUUGAAAAUUAUUAUUUGGUUUAAUCUGUAUUUGUAACGUAUGAAUAAAAAUGUG